CCCAUCUUCUAUCAUCUUUCCCCUUUAUUCUACAGGUUUCCACAGGAAGCCAACAUAGGCCACAUUUCCGCCUGUUGUAUGUGGACGAGGCUUUCUGAAGACCUGUCGGUUGCGCUCGAGCAGCAUGCACAGGCAAAGGAGCGCUUUUGCAAAACCUCCGAGUACAUGAAUUUAUGCUUCAAGGUCAAAUGGUUCUACAAAACGCACAUAGCGGAGGUUCCUGAAAUGCAGAACCAGACCCCAUCCUAUCCCCUGUGGUUCGAACCAUUUGUGAUGCAAUGGCUCAACGAGAAUGACGAGAUUUCGAUGGACUUCUUGCGCAAUGCUUACCAGCGGGACAAAAAAGAUGGGUUUCAUCGGUCGAGUGAGCAGGCGCUCUUCUCAAACUCCGUCGUGGACGUUUUCACCCAACUGAACCAAUGCUUUGAUAUAAUGAAGAAACUGGAGUGUCCCGAUCCGGAAGUGAACGCGAGGUUCAUCAACAGGUUUUCUCACACUGUGGGCAAGGUACUGCUUACCUACGCCGAAGUUGUGAAAGCGGGCUACGACCACUGGCGCGAGACACAGGAGACUGCCUGCAUCCUCAUGAACAACAUUCAGCAGUGUCGCGUGCAGCUGGAGAGGGUGUACGAGGCUAUGGGUGGAGACAGCCUACAGGAGGACACCAAGGUGAUGCUGAACGAUGUCAUUGAUGAUAUGGCGCAGAAGUACUCUGUGGCCUUGGAACCGCAAAUACUGGUUCAAAUAAAGGAGGUCAACAAACUGCUGCAUCAGUGUGCUACUGGCGCGAAUGCGAGUGUUGAAGCCGAGGCUGACAACAUCCUCCGACCGCUUAUGGAUCACUUUGAGAGUUCGCUUUCUGUCUACGCAGACAUCUGUGAGAAAACGGUGCUCAAACGCAUAUUGAAGGAAAUCUCCAAAGAAACCGGUGCUGCUACUCUAAAGAACCUCACACCGUGGCAUUGCCAGAUACUCAAUAUCGCCUUGGAGGCCAUAAAAAACUAUUUCCACGCCGGUGGCAGUGGACUGAAGAAUACCUACUUGGAGAGGUCGCCUGAACUGCAGUCGUUGCAGUACGCGCUCUCACUAUAUACCCAGACUACCGACAGCCUUAUAAAAAUCUUUGUCUCCACACAGACUACUCAAGGUUGGUGUGAUUGGCUUUUACUUUCUAAAGAUUUCAGUUCAAAAAACGAAUAA
Molecule: messenger RNA, 1200 nt
Organism: Dibothriocephalus latus
Lineage: Eukaryota; Metazoa; Platyhelminthes; Cestoda; Diphyllobothriidea; Diphyllobothriidae
Source: the annotation of a GenBank genome assembly